AUGGCAAUCAAGGUUGCCGACUUCGUUAAAGGUGGUGCUUUAAACAGUCGUCUUUUCAAACUGCUGUGUAAAGAUAUGGAAUCUGAACAUAAAGCAUUGUUCUUUCACACAAACUGUGAAGUGACUGAUGUUUUGGAUGAAGUGCAAGAGGAGUUUCUUGAGCUGAAGUUCAACUCUCCAGCUAAGGAAGACUUCAAAGAACUGGAUCUUGAAACGUUCUGGAUCAAGUACCUUCCUCUUUAUCCUCUAAUCUUACAUCAGGCUCAUUGGAUUUUAGCUAUGUUUGGAUCCACAUAUCUCUGUGAAGCUGCAUUUUCCACGCUCAUUGCUGACAAGACCAAAUACAGAAACAGACUGAAUGUUGAAAGGGACUUACAUUGUGCACUCUUUGGCAUUCAACCAUGCAUUCAAGAUUUUGUAGCUAAGAAGCGGUGUCAAGUAUCUCACUAA
This is a messenger RNA of Octopus bimaculoides (California two-spot octopus), 450 nucleotides long. Its product is annotated as SCAN domain-containing protein 3. NCBI's taxonomy places the organism in Eukaryota, Metazoa, Mollusca, Cephalopoda, Octopoda, Octopodidae. The record is from RefSeq and is a predicted model, not a curated record.